Peromyscus californicus insignis is the source of this 3403-nucleotide messenger RNA. It is a transcript of the gene Mmp25, whose product is annotated as matrix metallopeptidase 25. NCBI's taxonomy places the organism in Eukaryota, Metazoa, Chordata, Mammalia, Rodentia, Cricetidae. Gene Ontology annotation, molecular function: metalloendopeptidase activity; serine-type endopeptidase activity; zinc ion binding. Gene Ontology annotation, cellular component: extracellular matrix. The record is from RefSeq and is a predicted model, not a curated record. Gene Ontology annotation, biological process: extracellular matrix organization; proteolysis; collagen catabolic process.
AUGCAGGUUCAGGCUCUCACCUGUCGCCACCGGGCUCCCUCCGAAGUUCCCCUGAUCCCCGAUGUCCUCUUCCGGAGGCGGCGCCAGGUGCAGGCUUGCACAGGCUUCCACUUGCAGGUGGGGCAGUUGGCGCAGCGCCCAGGCCGGGACAGCAUCUGGGGGCCGGGGGACUGGAGAGGCUCCCAUAAUGGACCUCUUUACCGGAUCUCUGUCCCCUCCUGCGCCUUCUCCACCCUCCGAGGACCCCCAGCCCUCCUCGACCCUCGUUCGGUUAUCGCCGUUCAGCCCCUGCUGUGCCUCCUAGGAUCCCGGAUCUCUCCUGCCCAUCUCUACUACCCUGUGUCGGCUCCCUCGAUCCUCGCCGGGUCCCUGUCCUCCUCCAGACCUUCAGGGCGGCCGGAGUCAGGGCUCCUUCGAGUGUCCCCGAUCCAGGCUGAACACGCCAUGAGGCUGUGGGCGCUAGACCUCCGGUUUCUGGCGCUUCUGCUGGUUCUUCUGCUGCAGCCUGUGCACGCUCCGAUUCCCAGGGCGCAGGACGUGAGCCUGGGCGUGGACUGGCUGACUCGCUAUGGCUACCUGCCGCCGGCAGAUCCUACCCAAGCCCAGCUGCAGAGCCUUGCGAAGCUGCAGGAUGCCAUCAAAGUCAUGCAGAGAUUUGCCGGGCUGCCUGAGACAGGCCAAAUGGACCCAGUAACAAUAGCCACCAUGCACAAGCCCCGCUGCUCCCUGCCUGAUAUUGUGGGGCCUGCUGGGCUGGUCAGGCGGCGGCGGCGGCGGCGCUAUGCUCUGAGUGGCAGCGUGUGGAAGAAGCACACCCUGACGUGGAGGAUCCAGUCCUUCUCCCAGAACUCCCAGUUGAGCCGGAUGACUGUACGGACCCUCAUGAGCUACGCCCUGGCUGUCUGGGCUGUUGAGUCGGGCCUUACCUUCCAGGAGGUGGAUUCUCAGCACCAGGAGCCUGACAUCCUUAUCCACUUUUCCCGGGGCUACCACCAAGACAGUUACCCCUUUGAUGGACCUGGUGGCACCCUGGCUCAUGCCUUCUUCCCUGGGGAGCACCCCAUCUCUGGAGAUACUCACUUUGACGAUGAGGAGACCUGGACUUAUGGGUUAAAAGUGUGUGGACGUCCCAGGGCUUCAGGCCGCAUCGUGUCGGGGCAGGAUGCCCAGCCGGGCCAGUGGCCUUGGCAGGUCAGCGUGAGGGAGUAUGGGGAGCACGUGUGUGGGGGCUCCCUGAUCGCUGAGAACUGGGUGUUGACUGCGGCCCACUGCUUCAGCCAUUCUGAGAGCCGAGUCCGGGGCCUUAUGCCUGCUAAACAGGCGCUUUUCCUGUCCUCAUUUCACCUUAUGGAUAGGCCUCCUUAUGACCUAUACAGCAGGUCAGGGAACCCAUAUCUGUCUGACUCUCCCCACAGGAAAGUGACCCAUACCCUGUAUGACAAGCCCACAAGGAAACCCCUGGCUUCACCUCCAAAACCUCCCGCCUUGCGCCCUGACAGACCCUCCACACCUAUGCCUGAUCGCUGUGAGGGCAAUUUUGAUGCUAUAGCCAAUAUCCGAGGGGAGAUCUUCUUUUUCAAAGGCCCCUGGUUCUGGCGCCUCCAACCCUCAGGACAGCUGGUGUCGCCCCGUCCAGCUCGGCUGCACCGCUUUUGGGAGGGGCUGCCCGCCCACGUGAGGGUCAUCCAGGCUGCUUAUGCCCGUCCCCGGGAUGGCCGAAUCAUCCUUUUCAGCGGCCCCCAGUUCUGGGUGUUCCAGGACCGGCAGCUGGAGGGCGCAGCGCGGCCACUGGUCGAGUUUGGGCUUCCCCCUGGAGAAGAAGUGGAUGCUGUGUUCUCCUGGCCUCUCAAUGGCAAGACGUACCUGAUCCGAGGCCAGCAGUACUGGCGCUAUGACGAGGAGGCCGCGCGCCUGGACCCUGGCUACCCACGCGCCCUGAGUCUCUGGGAGGGGGCGCCCCCGUCCCCAGACGAUGUCACCAUCAGCAACACAGGUGACACCUACUUUUUCAAGGGCACCUAUUUCUGGCGCUUUGCGAAGGGCAGUGUCAAAUCUGAGUCGGAUUCUCCCCAGCCCAUGGGGCCCAAGUGGCUGGACUGCCCUGCCCCCAACUCUGACCCUCAAAUCCCCAACUCCCCGAAAACGACACCCAAAACUGGAACCUGUGAUUGUCACUGCGAGCUCAAUCAAGCCUCAGGGCGGCUGUUGGUGACCCUCGUGCUGCCCCUCCUGCCCUCACUGGCUGGAGCUGUCUUUUCUUGCUGAAACAUGGUGUCAGCUCCCUACACCGAAGGGAGCGGGAGUCUCCCGCAGCCGGACCUGGCGUGGGGUCGUGGGAUGCAGCGGAACCUCACUGUCUGUUCCCAAGGCGGGACUCAGGCUCACGUUGCUGGGUGGAUUCCUAGCAGAAGCCUGCGGACACCUCAGGGGUCCCCCAGCCUGCUUCCUGUUGGGGCACAGGAGCUGUGGCCACAGUCAAGGUUACCGACAGGGGGCGGUAUUCACCCUUUCUCUCCACUGCCAAGAAUGGCGCAUUGCCGCUGCCACUGGUGCUAGGAACCCACCUGAACUGUGGAUUGGACACUCAGUGCUCGGCCCUAUCCCGUGUCUCCUCAGACAGAGGCCACACCACGCCUGCCUCAGGUUGUGCUGCCUGCGGCUGUGCUGACUGACUUCCUGGGAAUGUCUCUCCUCUGAUUCUCCACAAUUGGUCUUACUGGUGACAGGGCACAGUGACUGUACUCUGACUAGAUGGUUAAACAGGACCAGGACAUUGAACUCCAGUGCCUCCUGUGGCUGCUGAAUGUGUUCCUGAGCCUUCUGACUGUGUUGUACUCCAUGUCCUUUGACAGUCACUGCCACAGGGUGGGGACAGAGACCAAGCAUCACUACUUCCCCUGAGGGUAUGCUUCAAGUCCUGGUUGACAUCAGCGUUGGCAUGGUGGGGUUUCUCCUGUGGCCCCGAGAAUCUCAGUUCAGGUCACCCUCAUCCCUGAACACAACCUGGGGGAAGGUGUCACCCUGAAUUCAGGAUAACUCAAUUCAAUGGGAAGGGAUCCUAUGAUGCCUGUCCCUGUCACCAACUGAAGUGACCAUUGCUUCCUUCUGGAACAGCUUGGCUCCCAUCUGCACAGUGCUGCUGGGAAGAUGUGGACAGACUCUCUCAGCUCUGGCUGCUGCAGCCUUCUCCUCUUCCCUCUUCUUCUAAUUUCAGUUGUGCCUGUGGGGACCUGUGUCUGUGAGGGCCUGGGCCUGUGGGGGCCUGUGUCUGUGAGGGCCUGGGCCUGUGGGGGCCUGUGUCUGUGAGGACCUGGGCCUAUGGGGGCCUGGGCCUGUGGGGGCCUGUGCCUGUGGGGGCCUGUGUCUGUGAGGGCCUGGGCCUGUGGGGGCCUGGGCCUGUGGG